Oncorhynchus keta (chum salmon) is the source of this 2279-nucleotide messenger RNA. RefSeq lists its product as uncharacterized. NCBI's taxonomy places the organism in Eukaryota, Metazoa, Chordata, Actinopteri, Salmoniformes, Salmonidae. Bases 328 to 1404 code for a protein of 358 amino acids. Gene Ontology annotation, biological process: response to bacterium. The record is from RefSeq and is a predicted model, not a curated record. The transcript is spliced from 6 exons.
AAGAUGAGUGGGCUUCUCCUCAUAUAGGUAGGUCAAGCAAACCAUGCAAAAGGCAUUUUGAUCAAAAUUACACAAGUAUGGUAUCAGUUAGUAAGCCUAAAGCAUUCAGCCAACAGAUUACAUUAAGAGAAGCAUUAUCGCUGGUCUUCUGAUUACGCCAACUGCUUAUUGGUUGGAAAUGGAACAGGAAAUGUUGAACUUUAGUUUUUUCCAACCAAUCAAGUCAUUCUUAGAAUUCAAAUCAGCUUACAUGUAUAUAUAUAUGUCUGCUCUCACCAGUAACUUCAUUUGGGGACUAUAGACCAACUGUUGUUACAACACAUCAAGAUGAUCAGAAUCAACCUUGUUUGGAUGUUAGUCAGUCAAAUCUUCUUGAUUCACUCUGAAGAAGUUCCUCUACAAAUUCCAGUGACCACAGCUCAGCUCGGAGAGUCUGUAUCUCUUCCAUGUUUUUUCUCAGAGACAAUUGAUUAUUUCCAAUGGCUGUACUGGUACAAGCAAACUGCUGGUCAAAUGCCCCAAGUUGUGGCAACUGUGGAAAAGAAAAAAUCUGCACAUUUUGUUCUUAAUGGAGAGUUUAACAACAUACGUUUCACAAUGGAGAAAGUAAAAGUUGGAUAUCUUCUCAUCAUCAACAAUAUCAGCAGAUCAGAUGAGGCAGCAUACUUCUGUGGAAUAGGAACAGUGUAUGAAAUUAAGUUUAGAAAUGGAACAUUUUUGUCUGUAAAAGGUGUCAGUCAGAAGAGGUCACACUACCAGACUGUAGAACAACAGCCAGUGUCUGACCCAGUCCAUCCAGGAGACUCUGUGACUCUACAGUGUACAGUACUCUCUGAGACCUGUACAGGACUACACAGGGUGUACUGGUUCAGAGCUGGAUCAGGAGAAUCCCAUCCAGGAGUAAUUUACACCCCUGAAAACAGGAGUGAUGAGUGUGAGAAGAGCCCUGAGACUCCCUCUCCUACACAGAGCUGUGUCUACAGCCUCUCCAAGAACAACCUCAGCCCUUCUGAUGCUGGGACUUACUACUGUGCUGUGGUCACAUGCGGGGAGAUCCUGUUUGGAGACGGAACCAAACUUAACACCAUUAAAGGAAACACAGUGGAUCCCAUUGUCCUCAGCUUGGGAGCAGCAGUGGCUGUGUGUGUGAUUGUAAUUUUUAUUCUUUCUUGUACCAAAAACAAGAGACAAACAUGUGAUCAUUGUAAAGCAAGUGUCUCUCAACAUAUUCGCCAUGAUGAUAACCUCUCAUCAGAGCAGUCAAGUGGUCAGGUGCCAAACACAGAUUUGUUAAAUUAUGCUGCAUUGCAUUUCUCUGAGAAGAAAACUAAAAGAGGAAGAAAGAAGAGAGAGACACCACAGGAGAGUGUGUACUCUGAUGUCAGGUACUCAGACUGGGAUUGAACUGUUUCAGAUACAGCAUAGACUAAAUUAUCUCAGUCAAGCGUCUCCAUUUAGACAAAAUGUAAGAGUUUUGGUUAAGAAAAUCUCAGGACAUUGCUCUUGUAUGAAAUUUUACAAAUGUAAGAUACAAUUUCCCAUUACAAUACCAUACAAUUUCCCAUUACAAUACCAUACGCAAUGGAAUUACAACCAUUUUUCUGCUCAAAUAGUUUUCCACUUACUCUGAGCUAGCUGAUGUCAGCUGGUAGCAGGAGGGACUUCAUCUUUAAAUAUCUAUGUAUAUGUUGGUAACAUUGAGCAAAACGUUGAAUGGAACCUUAUCGUAUGGGGUUUAUAUGUGCUAAAUGAUUUUUGUUCCUUCAUUAUCACGCAUCAAAUUAUAACUAUAAAUGAAUGUCGUAUUAUUAUCAUUAGAAUUGUAUAUCACUGAAUAUUUCUAGAAUAGUGUCUUUUGUUUGUUAUUAAUUUGACAAGAGGUCAAAUUCUUACUGUCCGUCAUCGUCAAUUUGUUGAUUAAACCAUUUUAUUCAUGAUUCAAGUCAUAAGAAGCAUUUUUAUACCAUUUGGUAAAUUCCUCUUUUUGUAUAAUAUCUCUAAGGUAAUCAUUUCACUUUUUGAAGUCACUUUACAUUGGAGAUUAUGCUAAGAUCUUACUGAGGAGAGGCAAACUAGGAUGGGUGGGUUACUCCUAAAAGAGUUUGACCUAGUAAACCAUGCAAAAGGCAUUAUGGUCAAAUAGAGAUAUAUAACUUAAGUAUGGUAUCAAUUAGUAGGCCAAAAGCAUUCAUCCAACAGAUUACAGUAAGAUAAGCAUUAUAGAACUAUAGUCCCAGAUACAUAUCACCAGUCUUUUGAUUACACUAACUGCUUAUUGG